Messenger RNA from Camelina sativa (false flax), 814 nucleotides. The record is from RefSeq and is a predicted model, not a curated record. NCBI's taxonomy places the organism in Eukaryota, Viridiplantae, Streptophyta, Magnoliopsida, Brassicales, Brassicaceae.
AUGACGGCGAUUGUUGCGUUCUUUCCAGAGGGAGUGAACUGUGAGCUGAAACGCGUAUCGAAGCAGAAAGAGUCCUUCGUUGCCAAUGGAUUUUUCUGUGAGGAGACGAAGCAGAGUUUCCCAGGUCGCAUUAAAACAGAACAAGAAAGAUGUAGUAGUCUUGCCCCGACAACAACAGCUGAAUCUAAUGGAGGAGGCAGCUACAAAAGGAAGCUCAACUUUGGGAUGAUAAAGGCUAAGGAAUCCCAAAAUUCCAAGAGGACCGAGAACGUCGCCAGCGUCCGAAGAGAUUCUGCCGGUGCCUCUUCAUCUUCUGCUGCAGAGUUCACCAUCAUCAUCAAGCGAUCAUACCUCAUACUCAUGAGGAUCCCGAGAUAUGUUCGAGAGAAUCUUAUGCCGGAGGAGAGAACGAUUUUCAAGAUACGUCACCCAAAUAUGAAGAAGUCAUGGCAUGUGGUUUACGUGGUGUCAGAGGCGGAAGCAAGCUUCUCUGGUGGAUGGAGACGUUUGGCUCUUGAGUAUCCUCUAGCAGCUCGAGACAUUUGCAGAUUUACAUUCCUCAAACCAGAAGAGCUGAUUCUCUCUGUCUCAAAACCAUAAGAGAAGACUCACUACUAAUGAUGAUGAUGGAUGUAAACGUGUCUUGGAGAAAAAGCAACUGAGUAAAAGACUGUUUAUAAGCGUUGCAUUGAGUUUUAUGUUAGGUUUUGGUAUCUGAACUUAAACCGAAUGUCUUAUACGAUGGAUCUCUGACUCUCUGUAGCUUGAUAUGUUUCGGUCUUUCGGACCAAUUUUAGUAUGUUCUGUUUUGUUG